GGAGUCCAUCACUCACCAAGGGACCUCUAGCCAAUCCAAACUAUGUACCACCGGCGAACGACCCACGCGUCUCGAGAAUCUCGGACGCGUUAAAAGCGCUAAGCAUGCAUUCUUCCAUGGCUCUCCGUCAAGGAGCACGAGAGGCCAGUCUCGUCCUAAUGGCCCGUCAAACUGGUGCGAACCUAUCCAAUACCGAGCCAGUAGACAUGGGAGUCAAGAGCAGUCGGGAAGUGUACCAAGAAGCGCUAGUACUUCUCCAAGAUCCACUUUUACCCGUUCGAGCUCAAGGCCUCGCAAUGCUUCGACACCUCGUUGAACCGCCUUUGCCAACCUCAAAGACCACGCCCAUCGAAGGGGCACUGGUACCUGCGAUCCUCGACAUCUUUAUCCACUCGGUCCAAAACGAAGACAGCUUUAUAUUCCUCAAUGCGGUCCAAGGGCUCACGGCUAUGGUGCAGCGGUUUGGUAGGGACGUGUUCAAGCGAUUGUUGGACCUGUAUGCUACAGACCCAAGGCAGUCCGCCGUGGGUCUCUCGAAGCAAGAGCUAGACGUUAAAUUGCGCGUGGGAGAAGCAUUAGGUGUUGUGAUCGGCAAAUGUGGAGAGUCUCUGAGUGGCUACAUCGACUUGACCGUGCCAGUGAUAUUGGCUAUCAUCCGUGACCACCAUUUACCGAUUCCAUUACGCACCUCGGCGAUCUCCUUGGCCUCGCGGUGUGUGGAUGUAGCGCCGUUAGCGAUGGGCGUUUAUACAGCCGAGUUGAGCGGGUCUAUGUUGGACAUUUUAGAAUUGGAACAUGUAGCUGUGGUUGAGCCCAAGUCCCGGUCCAGGCACAAGCCAUCUCAACCUCAAUAUGGGAACCAACAGUGGGCGCGGGGAGACGGCGGGGCUAUAGGAACCGAAAAUGAACAACAAUCGGCAGGCGCUGUUCAUGGGCAUCUCGAUGGGGAAAAGAAGGUCGAGUCAGGUACAGACGGCGACCUCAAUCGCUCAUCUCGACAAGGAGUAGUAGGAGUAGUGGACGGAGAUACAGGGGUGAUUCCGCCAAAGAGGAGCAACAAUCUAUUGCCACCGUUCCAAGCUGGUGACCUGGCAACGGAUGCGAAUCCGACUGGAAUCGAUCCCAAACUGUCCCCACUACGCCGGGCCGGGACGAUCUUGCGCUACCUGGCGAGUGUGGAUGCAGAUUCGGUGGUGAAUGCGAUGGCAGGCGAGGCUGUUGAACUGAUGGCUCACUUGUACGGAGAUGCUUGCUUUGUUCCCAAAAGGACUCGACAAUGGGACGCGUGCAGGUCUGGCUGGCGCGGUGUGGGUAGACUGCCCGAUAUGGGCAACAAUAGUCGAUAUGCAACCACCUGCCUCCGACUGAAUCCCGCAUUACUGGCCAAAUAA
Molecule: messenger RNA, 1391 nt
Organism: Acaulospora colombiana
Lineage: Eukaryota; Fungi; Glomeromycota; Glomeromycetes; Diversisporales; Acaulosporaceae
Source: the annotation of a GenBank genome assembly